AUGCCUCUUCAGUUUCAAGAUAUGACAUACGGGGAUGCUACCGCUUUUGCCACGGCGUACAUCCUCUCAUUUGAAAGGCUUCAUGCGGCAAGACCAGUGGAUGAGAAGAUCACCGGAGUGAUUAGUCGUUGGCCACGGAAUUAUAGCGAACCAUUCAAUAUUUAUAAGAAAAUCGUUGACUCAGAAACCGGAAUGCUGGUGAGCUGGAUCAAGGUUAGUUUGGAUAAUACGAACCUGGAUCCGAAACUAUUCUAUCCCAAUGACCUCCCGGCCGACAUGUGUAUUGGACCUGGAAUAGCGCAAGCUGCAUCUGUGGCAGACCAUCGUGCUUCUCAAGCAUCUGGCGAGUCAGAAUAUGCGAUGAUGGCGAAAGCGGCGCGGGAGCGCGAAUUGGGCAACCACCCUGCGAUAACUCUGAAAUUAAUAGGCACACAUCCGGUUGCGCAAGGUCGAGGUGCCGGAAGUAUGCUCAUGCGUUGGUUGGAGAAGUUUGCAGACGACAAUGGACUUCCUUGCUGGGUGACAGCUGCACCAGGUAAAGAGUCCUGGCAAGCUCCUGCCGUUAAUGCCACUCACGAAAUUUGGUUAGAAAAAUACAAGUCUGCGGCGAGCCCUGAUUUGCAGAUUCCUACAGAUACGCCUUCUUCUACUAGCAGACAGUGUAACAAGCUGGAUGAGCUCUUAAGUGAUAUAGCGGUGACUGGCCCGAUAGUAGGCGAUGCCGAUGACUUCGAAAUAUUUAUUUGUGCUCCUCCCAUCCGGAUUACCGGAACUGCGCUCGAGUGGUGGCUACAUUCAGACCAAAGGAAAGCGUACCCGCGGCUUUCUCGUAUAGCAAUAGAUAUCCUCUCCAUUCCUCCUGAGUCAUCUGACGCAGAGUCUCAUUUCUCAUCCACGCGCCGCACGCUAUCUUGGGAUAGAGAGCGCAUGACGUGCGAGAAUCUGGCGAAGGUGGAGUGUGUGGGUAACUGGAUACGGGAAGGUAUCAUUGUUCCCAAGUCGCGCGGCGGUAGGGGUGUAAUUUCGAGCGUAGCUGUAGAAUUCGGCAUGGAUACGGAGGUUGAAGUCUUGCUAGACUAG
Molecule: messenger RNA, 1080 nt
Organism: [Torrubiella] hemipterigena
Lineage: Eukaryota; Fungi; Ascomycota; Sordariomycetes; Hypocreales; Clavicipitaceae
Source: the annotation of a GenBank genome assembly